UUGAAUCCGGCUUCAAUGGAUAGUCUUCCUGAUGAUCUUCUUGUUCAAAUCUUGUCCUUCCUUCCCACGAAAGAAGCUGCUUCAACCUCUCUUCUUUCCAAAAGAUGGAGGACUCUGUUUGCUCUCAGUCCUAAUCUUCACUUUGACAACUCCAUCCUUUUGCACUAUAAAAGACUGUUCGGUCAUGACGACAUUCAAAAGAGUUUCAAUGAUUUUGUGGAUCACACAUUGGCUUUGCAUGGCUGUAACACUAUAAAGAAGUUAUCAAUCAAACUUAUGAGAUAUACUUCUAAAUAUAAUCAACAUGACGUUGACCGCUGGAUAUGUAAUGCCCUAGAACACGGCGUCUCGGAGCUUCAUCUAGUUAUUACAACUCUACGGUUAGAGUGUCCUAUUCCAUCCAAAGUCUUCACCAGCACAACAUUGGUUAAGCUGUCAUUGGGACCUUGCCUAAUAAGACUUCCUUCUGAUGCAUAUCUCCCUGCCCUAAAGGUUCUCCGCUUUGAAUCAUACACGUAUUGGGAUUGUAAACUAUUAAAUGAGUUUCUCGCCGCUUGUCCUGUACUUGAAGACUUAACCACACUUUAUGAAAAAAGUUACGAAGAUUGCCAUAUCAUAUCCAGCAAAAGUAUUAAGAAACUCUCAGUUACAAUUGAGUCUAGCUCUUUGGCUAACCGUUCUUGCAUUAUUAUGCUUGACACACCAAGUGUUGUCGACCUCUACUACUCUGAUUACCUUGGGAUUGAAUCUCCACAAUUUCACUUGGAUUCACAUGCCAAAGCUACAUUGGACCUUCAUUUAUUACAAGAUUACAAGCAAGUGAAUGUGACAGAUCUCAUCAAUGGGAUAUGCAAUGUCAAGUCACUGCACUUAACUUCUUCUACUGUCGAGGUGAUUUCAGUAUGCUACAAAGAUGAACUACCGAUGUUCAACAACCUUGUUGAUUUAGUGUUUUCAAGUGAAAAGCAAAGUUGGAGAGUGCUUCUUCCUCUUUUGCUACAACAUUCCCCAAACUUAAAAACUCUAGUUCUUUCGGGUCUGGAUGGUUUCACAUGUAAACGACGUUGGUUUACUCGAAUUCCCUCGAAUAACCAAAUAAAGAUGCUGAGUAUCAUGAAGUGUCAUGGGAAACCAAGCGAGGUGAAACACAUUAGACAUUUCUUACUGAAGAUGGAGUUUCUUGAAGUGUUGAAAGUUUAUGUUGCAGCUGAAAUGGAUGACCCCAAAAAGAUGCAACUCAAAGAGGAUCUGUUGAAGCUUCCAACUGCUUCCUCCAAGCUCAAGAUACAGGUCAUGUGA
This is a messenger RNA of Capsella rubella, 1299 nucleotides long. RefSeq names its product putative F-box protein At3g44060. Bases 16 to 1299 code for a protein of 427 amino acids. The transcript has 3 exons. Gene Ontology annotation, molecular function: protein binding. NCBI's taxonomy places the organism in Eukaryota, Viridiplantae, Streptophyta, Magnoliopsida, Brassicales, Brassicaceae. The record is from RefSeq and is a predicted model, not a curated record.